ACCAUGCUGUCGUCUUCGUAUCUGUAUGGCCUGCGAUCUACUGCUACUGCUCGUACCGGUAGCAUCGUCUCUGGUGUAGUUUCUCGUCGGCUUGGUGGCAAAUCUAAAUGUCAACGGUUUUCCAGCUCUUCCAAGGGAGGCACGGAUGCUCUGUCCUUGCGACAACAAGCCCACGAAGCCCGCCAGCAACGGGCAAAUCAGAUGCAUGCAGAGAUUGCUAGCAUUACGCAGAAACAAGAAAACAGACAUGUCAAAGAAUCAGGAAAGAUACUCCGAAGGAAGGGAUUUUCAGAGUUCUUGGGCAAGCACAAGACAAACCUCAGCGUCGUUGUGGUCAGCUUUUUGACUGUAGUUCUCAGCGUAAAAUUGGUCCAAGGCACACACAAAUACGGGGAUCUGGAAAAGGAAGUAGAAUCCAGUCAGGCUCAGGCAGAAGAAAUGCGACAGCUACUGAGAUCCAUUGGUAGUCAGGAGUAUCUGGCACAACUUGCGAAUCGGUGUGCUCGGGAACUGAACGACAGCUACUCCCAGCCAGGAAGAGGGUGGGGUUCUACCAAGACAACCCAAUCCAUGGACAACAUGUCUUCCACAAUCACCAAUAUUCUAGCCCAAGAUAUUGGAGCCAAGAUUGGGGAUGCUGCCUUGACGGAGGACCAGCAAAGUGCCAAGCACAUUCAAGAAUUGAACUCCCAACCCAUCACGGGAGACGCCGCCAUUGAGAAAUUGAAUGCCCUCCAGACACCACAACCUGUCACCAAUACUCCUGAUGAUCAGCAGUGGGUCCAGGGAGACAAGAAUUCCAAAAAGAAGAGUGUCUUUGUUAUAUGAUAUGGUUGGAUGCAUGGUUGCGAGACGGUGUCGUCUUUAGCCAUGAGGACGUUGACCUGUGUGCUGUUGCCAGACGCAGCACUACACAUAGCUAGCAUAGGCCAGAGGCAUUGACUGAUUCUGGCACUUACCUACCGUAGUAUAGCUCUGUGUU
Seminavis robusta is the source of this 982-nucleotide messenger RNA. The record is from the annotation of a GenBank genome assembly. Lineage: Eukaryota; Bacillariophyta; Bacillariophyceae; Naviculales; Naviculaceae.